CGCAAAAUCAUCAACUCUUCCUGUCUGAGCAAUCGACGUAGCGACCCAGUGAAUAUCUUUGCUGUUAGCUGGUACCCCUUCGACCUUGACUCUAUGGUGCAAAACUGUACAAACGAAUAACUAUAUUCAAGCAUUUUUCUUGUCUUUCUCUUUUCUUCUUCUUUUUUCCGGUCCCCAAGCCGUGGCAUCAUGUCGUCCCAGACCUUUGAUCAGUUCAUCAGGUUUACAACUGAUUCCGUUGGCCUUGAACGCACAUUUCGUCUCUUUCAAUCUCUGGCCCAGAUACUUUCAUCAUAUCCAGUUCUACUCAGCCUCUUCCUCUCCUUGCUAGACAAGAGCACCACUACGACCAAAUCAUACUCUCAAUCUUACAUAAUCCUUGCGGACAUACGCCAACGCCUCGGUCUGGCCCGGCGUUUCUUUCGCGUUUUUCGUUUCCUGGAUUCUUUCAACUCGGCACAGAAGCUUUACGUUACCAUCAAUCCGUCACUAGCCUCAUCAAAUUCUCCGAAACGACCGCUAUGGGUCCACCUGGAAGUGUACAUAGACGUUCUAGGUCGCACAUUCAACGGAAUGUACCUUCUUCUUGAGACUAGCACCAUGAUUGACGCACUACAGGUCGAGGGCCUGCGCCUAUGGACACAUGAGUGGGAACGCGUCAUCAUAGUCGAGGCCCAGCGUUUCUGGCUCUUUGCUCUGGUCUGCGGGGUGCUUUCCGGUUUGUUAAAAGUGUUGAAGACAUUGGCGUAUACACCUGUGCCUGCGAGUGGCGAUGUGACACAGAGCGCAAAGGUCGAUGAGGAUGAAAAAUCAAAAGCGGAAUCUAUUCCUGAGGAGAAGAACGUGGCAGAGGAGUUUGACGUCAAGAAGGAACAGCAGCGGCUUAGAGGUCUUGUCAAAGAUUCUAGGAAGAAAAGGGUACUGUGGGUGCGAGAGGUAAAGGCCAAGUUACACGGCUUGGGUAGGAGUAUCGUCGCAAAUGCGCUUGAUAUCGUGUUGCCUGGAACCGUGGUGGGUUGGAUUGAGGCUGACCAGGGAGUGGUGGGUAUAGCCAUGUUCAUUACGACGAUAUUAACAGGGUUGGAUGUCUGGGAGAGAUGCGGGCGGGAAGUUGCUGCCACCCAGUGAUUAUUUGAGAGAAUAAGUUGGAAACACACUGCAAAGAAACCGGGAUUUUGUAUACACGAUAGACAUGAUGGAGUAUUUCUUUUUACAAGACUAGAAAGCCUACGUAGAAGCCGAACGAUAGAAGCAUAGAUUCAGAGCUUAAAAUAUCCAUGGCGCUAGGAGGUGAUCUAUAGCGAUACCGAAUCGCAUUU
Molecule: messenger RNA, 1319 nt
Organism: Truncatella angustata
Lineage: Eukaryota; Fungi; Ascomycota; Sordariomycetes; Amphisphaeriales; Sporocadaceae
Product: peroxisomal biogenesis factor 11
Exons: 2
Coding region: 190-1128 (312 amino acids)
Biological process (GO): regulation of peroxisome size; peroxisome fission
Cellular component (GO): peroxisomal membrane
Source: RefSeq, a predicted model, not a curated record